GCCCAGUAGAAUAUAUAGGCCUCUGUUGCUUAAGCAGCCUCCUGUUGUUGCCAAAAACUCUUCCAUGCUGGCCCACACAGAGUCAGCGUGCCAUCCAACCUCACUCUCUGACAAGUAAUGAAGUUACUUUAAAACUUUCACUGCUCUGCCCCACAUAACCUUUCAGAUGGACUGAGUGUUCAUUUUAUAAGGUUGAUCAGUGAAAAACAAAUUCAGGUAAUCAACUGACAUUAUGAAAGAAUGAAUUAAAUCCAUCUGCUUGUAGACUUUUCUUUGGAACAGGCCCGGUUCACAGUCUGAUCAACUUCUCUUAAAUAAAUCGAAUUUCCUCUUCAUCUUCCGUCAGGUUUAACAUACAUUGAGCCCUCUAAACAAACAUUCGGUUGUGCUGUCAUUAAGAAAAACAGUGUUUCUUGAAUGGACUGCGAGAAUGCAGAACCAAAACACUUGCGAUGUGGCAUUAGUCACAUUAACUGUGUCAUUACCCUUGUGACACACAUUUCUCACAUGGCCAGGAGAUAGACAGAGUAAGCGAGGGGGUUUCCCAUAAUCUUUGAACAGCAGUGGUCGGAAGGAAUAACUUAGCGCAUGAUUGUCUUGAAAAUAACCAUUCUUGGAAAACACUGCCACGAUUUAUGGGAAAGAGGCAAAAGAAAGAAACAAAUAUAUGUACAUGAAUAAUUUACGGUAACAGAGAACUCGGUCACUUCCUUUUUUUGUCAAGUGCCUACGUGAACAUUCACGAAAUAGAGAAACAGAGAUUCAUUGUCAGUUGGAGUUGACUUGAAAUCUCUCAACACUUUGAAAUCGUGCUGUUGUCCUUAAGAUGCAGGGUGACCCUGUGUACGACUAUCCUGACUCUCAGCCUGUAGGGGAAAAACGGGCAUGUCUACAGCGAGGAUCCCUGAAGAGCAUCAGUGUGCUGGACCGGCUCCUGCUUACACAUCCUGUGUGGCUUCAGCUCUCCAUUAACUCAGCUACCGCUUUGCACAUCCUCCGGCGUGAGCCCUCUGGGACCUUCCUGGUGCGAAAGUCUAGCACAUCACAGAAAAAAAUGCUUUGUGUGCGGCUGGCCGAUGACAGCAUGCCGUCCUUCUUUAAACAGUUUGUCAUCCGAGAGGAAGACUCAGCCUUCUCAUUGGAAAGCUCAGCCAUCAGUUUUCCAGACCUGUGUAGACUGGUUGCCUUCUACUGUGUUAGCCGGGAUGUCCUUCCCUUCACUCUGGAGCUGCCCGAGGCCAUAGCCAAGGCUUCUUCGCAUAAACAGUUGGAGUCAAUCUCUCAUAUGGGUGUGGAGUUUUGGAGUUCCCAGUUUAAUGUCCGUGGUCCUCGUAAUGAAUCUCCAGUCACCAACAAACUCUUGCCCCCAGCUCCAAGCCCUCAAGACUGCUCUACGCCUAUUGACCCAAAGCCCACCCCAUUCCAGGAGCUUUGUUCAAUCCAAACACGGAGACCCUGCGAGUUGAAUUAUGGGGGAGGGAAAGAAUUGUGCUUUAUCAACCCUCUCUUCCUGCAAGAAUACCCUGGUCGCAGCGCCAUGCACAGAUGUCAUAAUUUCAAAUCCAGCGUGAAGGUCCGUGUCUCCACUGAAAAUUCUAGCCCUUUAUCACCACCUGUCAUCCCACCCCCUCCACCACCAUUACUGGCUAAAGCUAAAUGCAAAGCUAGAUUGAAAGCUGCUAAGCUGGCAACCCAACCUUUUGCAGUUCAAGCCAGUGAGGAAGCUAUCAAGAAAACAGAUCAUGUGCAAGAAGCCACAGACUAUGUGCAGCCUUGUAUGGCGUUGCAGAAGAGGGCCUCUGCCAUGGUCAACCCUACCCUUUCUCCCACUGCUGAGGAAGAUGGCUAUCAGAUGCCCACAGCUUUUCAAAAGGAGGAAGAUGAGGAUGAGGAGGAAGGACUGGUGCUGGAACAGCGACGUGUUCCGUCCCUCAGUGAGCUGGAUAGCAACAGUUCCCUUAGUAGCCUCGAUGAGACAGAGGAGAGUCCUGAGCGUCCUCCCCUCAUACGAGGCACCAGCAAUCCCAUCAUGCCUUGUCGGUCACCUCCCCGGAAGUCCAUUUCCGCCCUGCGCAAGAUGAGCACCGCCUUCAUGUCCUUUUUCGCACCAGAGAAGCGGGUGACGCGGCUGGUGGAGGACCUGUCUCGUGACCGCUGUAUGGCGUUCGGUGCUCUUGUUCAGGAUUUUCUGAGGCAACAGAGAGAGGUGAAGCCCCGGUGCUUGACCUCUUCUGUACAGCUGCUCCAAGAUUUACGUCUUUUCAUCAAUCAUGCCAAGGCGUUCCUCCUAGAGUGCGGCGAGCUGGAACCUCCAAUAGAGACUCUUCUUCCUGAAAAUGAGAAAGACCAAGCACUGGAGAAGGCCAUGUUCCGAUGUGUGCUGAAGCCUCUGAAGCCUCAGAUUGAUGCAGCACUUCGGAAUCUGCACAAGCAAGAUGGUUCCUUCCAGAGAAUGAUGGACAGCCUGCAAAGAGCUAAAGGAGCUUCACCACAGCAGCUUUUUGGGGUUCAGGUGGGCGUACCUGAUGCCCAGGGCAUUGAAAAUAUUAGGCACAAACUGACUCUAAUGCAACGGGCCUAUUCGCCCAUAGACAAAGUGCUGCUGCUCUUGCAGAUCUGCAAACUCAUUUACAAAGCCAUGAAAAACAAAUCAGGUCAAGAAUUUGGAGCAGAUGACUUCUUGCCUGCUCUCUCCUACGUGAUGGUGUUGUGCAAUAUGCCCGAGAUCUCUUUGGAGGUGGAGUACAUGAUGGAGCUUUUGGAAAGCUCUUGGCUUACAGGAGAAGGCGGUUACUAUCUGACAAGUCUCUAUGCCAGUCUGAGUCUGAUCCAGAGUCAGCCAGAGGGUGUGCCACCCAGCGGCCUUACAAACCAGGCUAGAGAGUCUCUGAAGGAAUGGAGCCGGCGUCGGAGCAACGAACCCCAAAGUCAGAAAGACAAUAAAAUGCACCAGAGGUUUGUUAAGGUGCUGUUUCAAGAUGGGGACAACAGCUUGGUGAAAACUCUGCUGUGGAAGACUGGGGUCAAUGGAGAAGCUAUGGCUCAGUUCUGUGCUGUGAAGUUUGGGGUGGACCGGCCUGAUGAUUAUUGCCUGUACUGCAGAAGAGAUGGGGAUUUAAUGCCUCUCCCAUUUAAUGCCCAGAUCGAGGACCUGCAGAGCAUAGGCGCAAGUGGGGUUCCCCUUAUCUACCAGGCGUUCAAUCAGGACGAAAGGUCCUAGAAGCUGACCAGAGGGGGUGCAGUGGAUCUCACAGAAGAGGCUUCAUAAUAUUUGACUUUCUGUAAUGUAGGUCCAUGACUUGGUACCAGCAAUUCUGUACUUCAUACAGCAUGAGCAGUUUCCACUGAAUCAGUUGUGCUUUGUUAAACUGUUGAUUAGCGAUGGCUGAUGAAAUAAUGAAACCAGCUCUAGAACUGAAAGGGAUAGUUUACCUAAAUAUGAAAAUUCUGUCAUCAUACUCACCCUCACAUAUGACUUACUUUCUUCCAUGGAACACAAAAGGUGUUAGCCUCAGUCACCAUUCACUUUCAUUGUACAGAAAAAAUAUGCAUUUAAGAUGCAUAGUAAAAGAUGACAGAAUUUAGAUUUUUGGGUAAACUAUCCCUUUAAACUAUUUUAACUGCAUUUCCACUGAAUUUAUUUAAUCUUGACAGUGAGUAGCGACAUUUUUCACACAUAUCUUUAGUUUUUGUGUGUAUUACUGGUAAUUAUAGAUCCUAUUCAGUUGGUGUUGUGUGACCUUCAUUGAGCUUGAUUUAUAUGGCAUUUCCUUCGGUUAUAUUAUUGUAUUAUUUAAGUUUCAUAGAAUUUUCAAAGAAAGUUCAGAGCAGGGACUACUUGGUUACUAAUGGAUUCAUUACUCCAACAGUUCUCAGAAAGUGUUUAGUUUGUUUUGUAAAUACUGCCUAAGGUUAAAUAGAAAAUUAUGGAAAUUUCACAUUUAAAAGAUGGUAAAUACUUAAUAACUGGAUUUUAUCUUAUUGUUUACCUUGUAUGAUAAUAUUUGUAUCAAAUGCAUUAUAGUGUUUUGAAAGCUAAGUGCUGUGGUAUUUUGUAAUAAAAUGACAAUAGAACACCUUGAAAAAUUAUUUGAUUUUAUUUGGUAGGGGCUGUUGGUUUUUAAUGUCCAAACUGAACACUUUGAGAAAAGAACAAAUGAAGAACUGAUUUAAUGGAAUUGACAAUGAACUUUAUAUUCUUGAGAACUCUAACAUUUCCCCUACAGAUGAGUCAAUCAGCAGCUUAACUCUACACUAGUAGAGUAUUUCCAUUUUACAGUCAGUUGUCAAGUGUGUUAUGUGUUGAGAUUACAUAAGUUCAACCCUCACACAGCAAGUUCACUCUUGUCAGUGCGUUCUCAUGGCUAUGUGGGAAGUGUGGGCUGUGGUCUGAUUUAAUGCAGGAACAGAAAAUUCUAAUUAGAACUUUAACAAGACUCGCAAUUGCUUUGCAGUGAACAGAAAAGACAGAAAAACAAGAUUAGUGGUAAGUGAGAUGUGGAAGGUAAAGCGUUGGUUGUUUUACAAGCAUGUCUGUUCAUAUAAGUACGUUUCUUAGUUCCUCCUACAUGUGAAAGAAUGUGUUUUAUAAUCAUUACCAGUCACUUCCUUGUGCAUUCUGCAG
Myxocyprinus asiaticus (Chinese sucker) is the source of this 4624-nucleotide messenger RNA. Its product is annotated as ras and Rab interactor 2-like. The transcript is spliced from 10 exons. Gene Ontology annotation, biological process: vesicle-mediated transport. The coding region runs from base 827 to 3220 and encodes 797 amino acids. Gene Ontology annotation, cellular component: cytosol; endocytic vesicle. The record is from RefSeq and is a predicted model, not a curated record. Gene Ontology annotation, molecular function: small GTPase binding; guanyl-nucleotide exchange factor activity. Lineage: Eukaryota; Metazoa; Chordata; Actinopteri; Cypriniformes; Catostomidae.